Messenger RNA from Acipenser ruthenus (sterlet), 2587 nucleotides. Its product is annotated as thymic stromal cotransporter homolog. Gene Ontology annotation, biological process: transmembrane transport. Gene Ontology annotation, cellular component: membrane. The record is from RefSeq and is a predicted model, not a curated record. The transcript has 4 exons. Gene Ontology annotation, molecular function: transmembrane transporter activity. Bases 377 to 1723 code for a protein of 448 amino acids. NCBI's taxonomy places the organism in Eukaryota, Metazoa, Chordata, Actinopteri, Acipenseriformes, Acipenseridae.
ACGUCAUCCUGUAUGCUUGUAGCUUUCGUUUAACGUCACAGUCGUGGUCCCUCAGCAGCUGCAACAGCCAGCAGCAGUAAGCCGACUCGAGAAACAUUGCAAUGAAACAAGCCACCGGCUAGAAGUUAGAAAGUAAGUCAACUGUAAUGUGUUUAAAUGUUUUUUUUCAAGACGGUCAACGUGGCUACAUUGUGGAUACUGCGAUAAAAAAAGUGAAAUGAAAACCACCACAUUCCAAUGUGUAAAAUAUGUCAGUUUUGAUCUGUACUGCAAUUGCUGCUCUGGUAAGACUGGCAUAACGAUUAAUUUUUAAAGGAUGUUCAGUCCCGUUGUUGGCAAAAAAGACGAUUCAACAUAAGAACUAUUCAGUGAAAGGAUGGGUUGUAUUGAAUUUAUUGAGCCGGUAGUGGUUGCUGCACAAGUUGCCAGUGCGUUCUACGAUACCGGGCUGUUGAUGGUAGUGAAAGAACGUUACAAUGUGACUUCCAGCAACUCCUCGCUUACCAACUCCACGGACCAUGGAGACAACGCGCAGCAGACGGCAGUGUCGGAUUUCCUCAUGAUCUACGGUAUGAUCUCAGGGUUUGUCCCAUUCCUGCCGGCAUUCUUCCUGGCGAGGCUCGGUGACAAAAGGAACAGAAAGAUCCCGAUAUGUGUGCCUCUUGUGGGCUACAUGCUCUCCAGAUUGAUGCUGCUCCUUGUUAUUCUUCUGCAGUGGCCUGUCAAAGUGAUGUUUGGGGCAGCUGUUGUGUAUGGUUUGUUUGGGGGAUUUUCUUCUUACUGGGCUGGGGUCAUGGCUUUGGCAUCAGCUCGCUCGGAUGAAACUCGGAGGUCCAUCCGACUGAUAAGCAUUGAGUUGGUCUAUGGAAUAGCUGGCUUUAUUGGUAGCAUCUCAUCUGGUCACAUCUUCAAUAUGUUUCAUGUUUCACAACACCAAGGUGUUAUGCUGGUGGGGAUCACUGUUUUUUUGUACAUAUUUUGUUGGUCCUACAGCAUUUCCAUUUUGAAGGUACCCGGUACUGAGAGCACACCAGCAAUACUCCCCCAUGGUCAAACAGCAGACAACUGUGGUACAGGUGGAUCCGACAAUGCACCCACAGUAACAGAUGGGUCAUCGACUUCUGGCACGUUUGACUUGAUCAGCGUUGUGCUUUUGUUCGCUGGUGCUAUAUUGUAUGAUGUGUCAGUGUCAGGAGCCAUGGACAUCUUACCAUCCUUUGUCAUAAAGGAACCCCUGAGCUGGGGAGCUGAACAGAUUGGCUAUGGGAAUGCAGCCGGCUUUGUGAUUUUCAUCACCAGUUUCCUGGGAGUGUAUGUAUUCUCCAAGUGUUUAAGGGACACCACCAUGAUCAUCGUUGGGAUGGUGUCAUUCGGGACUGGGAUACUGGUGAUGGCGUUUGUGCGAAAGACCUACAUGUUUUACAUUGCUCGAGCUUUGAAUCUGUUUGCCUUGAUUCCAAUGCCUACCAUCCGAUCACUGCUGUCCAAACAAGUCCAAGGCUCAUCAUAUGGCAAAAUGUUCGUUUUGCUCCAGAUGUCAUUCACCAUCGCCAGUGUGGCCACCUCACCCAUUUUCACCAAGAUUUACCAAGCCACCCUUGUCUGGUUCGCUGGAUUCUGCUUCAUUGUGUCUUACAUUCUCAGCGUUUUAGCCAUCAUCCCUAUUUGCAUUGUGGGAUACAGGACAGGGAGACAUGGCUACACACGUCUUCCAAGUAACUGACGAGGCAGUUUCCCUUCCUGUAAUGAGUUGCAUCACAAUGAAGGACAUACAUUUCUGGUGCAUCACAUGCUAUGCCUGGCAUUUACCCCCUAACUAACCCUAACACUAUUGUUUGUGGAGUUUGGCAGCCAACAGCUGUAUAAUGUAUAGCACUUUUUUUUUUUUUUUAUGCAUAAAAUGCUAUAUUGACUUAUACAGUAUAUUACUGUAAACCUACAUUUUGUAUUUUACCAAAAUAUAUGCUUCCACUCUAAGAGUGGCAGAGCUGUACUUCAGGUUUAGUUACAAUUAAGUGUUAAAGACAGAGCACAGCUACCUUCCUGGGUGUGUUUUGUAAAUGACAUAUUACAAUUAAACAGCACCCGAGCUUGAUAUCUGAAAACGUGUCUAAUUAUCAGACUCAUAGUAAAACCUGGAGUGGCUCAAUGGCUUAUUUCCAUCACUACACAAAGAUAUUUAGUUGUUAUCUUAGCUGAGGGUGUCUCUUGUAGCAGACUUGUAACAAGUUUGCCCCCAUGGAAGUUACCAGUAGAAUCCAUUUCCAUUUGGAAAAAAGGAUCCAGAAAUACUAAAGUGGUAAUCCUAAACUCCUAAAGUGACAAAUUUGGGUAACUGCACAAAGGCAAUUUAAUAAUGGUUAAAAAAAUGUAUAGAAUUUGUUAUGUGAUUGACAAGUGUGCACAGAAUAAAAUGGACACGUACUGUGUUUAUCAACAAAACACAAUUUCUUCAGCAUAUAUGAAAAUCAGGUAGCAGAUUAAAUAUACAUUUGUUUGCUGCCUUAGCUAAGGCAGGACAAAUGUGGUAUUAAAAUAACAAAUUCACCAUGUGGCUCAACUGCUUGGCAGUAAAACAAAAACAAAA